This is a messenger RNA of Linum tenue, 1494 nucleotides long. Lineage: Eukaryota; Viridiplantae; Streptophyta; Magnoliopsida; Malpighiales; Linaceae. The record is from the annotation of a GenBank genome assembly.
AUGACCGCCGCCAGUGCCGCCGUUUCCUCCUCCAAGAAGUUGAUGAAGUUCACCCUCUCUAUCAUCUGGCCUCGUUUCAACUCCUCCAAAUGUAAAAUGGCGGCGAAGAUGACGGUGGCGAGGAUAAAGCUGCUAAGGAACAAGAGACAGACGGUGGUGCGGCAGAUGCGAAGAGACGUCGCUUUGCUUCUUCAGUCUGGCCAGGAUGCUACUGCUCGUAUCCGGGUUGAGCAUGUGAUCCGAGAGCAGAAUGUUUUGGCUGCAAAUGAGUUCAUUGAGUUGUUCUGUGAGCUACUAGUGUCCAGACUUUCAAUCAUCUCAAAGCAAAGGGAUUGUCCAGCAGACCUGAAAGAAGGAAUUGCCAGUUUGAUGUUUGCUGCCCCAAGGUGCUCUGAGAUCCCAGAACUAGUCGCAUUGAAAGACAUUUUUCAGAAAAAGUAUGGGACUGAUUUUGUGAAUGCUGCCACUGAUUUGAGACCAGAUUGUGGGGUUAAUCGCAUGUUAAUCGACAAGCUCUCUGUCAGACCUCCCACUGGUGAAGUGAAGCUCAAAGUCAUGAAAGAGAUUGCCAAAGAGUAUCAGGUGGAUUGGGAUACAGCAGAGUCUGAGAAGGAGCUCCUCAAGCCCCCAGAAGAACUCAUAGAUGGACCUUCCACUUUUGCCAGUGCUUCCAGCUUCCCAGUUAAGCUACAGCCGAGUAACUCUGUUGAGCCACAUAAACGAACCACCACCAGAUCAACUAAUGAAGGCCAACCUGGUGAUGCUUAUUUUGGAGAUGCUGCAACUGCCGCUGAUGCAGCUGCAGAAUCCGCAAAGCAAGCAAUUGCAGCUGCACAAGCUGCGGCUUACUUAGCUGACAGGGAGAGGAAUCGGUCUGAUACCGGUCCAGGAAUGAAGGAUGACUAUCAUCAGAACUUCAGUGGGUCUUCCGACUGUCGAGGCAAUGAAGGGUUCAGGAGGUACAGCUACAACGACGUGCCACCGCCAGCAACAAAGAUGGUUGACGGUGAUCAUCUUCCCUAUACAAGAAGACACAGCUACAAUGGGAUGAUGGCAGUGCAGGAGGAUGACCGAAAUGUCCACGGUGGCACACACGAUGAUGACCAGCGAUGCUCCUCUCGGGAUUCUGGCGUUCUGUUUGAUGAAUCCGACUGUGACGAAGAGAUUGAAAUGGAAAACCCAAGUCCAAGUGGUGGUGCUGCUGCUGGUUGUCCGCCUCCUCCUGUGCGUCUUCCGCCACCUGUCCCUGCAGUUCAUCAUCCUAAGUUGCCAGACUAUGAUCAACUUGCUGCUCGCUUUGAAGCUCUCAAGUAUCGCAAACCAAAAGCUUAGACAGGCUUCUGACCUCAUUUUGCACAAGUCCUUUUUGCUUCAUGCAUGGAAAUUAUUCUAUAUUGUAUACAUCAUGACUUAAAUCUCUGUAAUAUCCAUACAAGAUAUGCAAUCAUUUGUAUUACACGACUUGCUGAGUUGGUUCAUGCAAUAUUUUCCGAG